ACUCCCCGCUCUCCCUCCACUCUGUCAGUCGACUGUUUUCCCUGUCUGUCUGUCGGUGUGUGUGUGUGUGUGUGUGUCUGUUAGCUAGCUGUUAGCUAUCAUCAGCGUCAACGCCAGGAACGACGCGAACAUGGCGGACACAGCCAGGGACUCUCCACCGGAGAACACCGACUUCCAGGAGCUGGAGGACGGGGAGGACCUGUUCCCGGAGCCGGCUGCCACACGGGAGUCAGACCAUGAACCAGCCAGCCUACCUGCUGAAGACAUCAGCACCAACUCAAACGGACCCAAACAGGAUUCACUGUUUGAUGACGAUCCAGAGGACUUGUUUGCAGAGGCCACAGAGGAGGUUUCGUUGGACAGUCCAGGGAGAGACGUCCUGCUGUCUGACGGCCCGUCACCUGCCAUCACCCCCAUCACCCCCCCCACCUCUGUCAUCACCCCUCGCAUCGGCUUCACCCACGACGACAUGUUCACACACUCCUCCUUCGAUGAGAUUGAAGAGGAGGAGGCCAGCGAUUCAUUUGACAUGCACAUAUCGGUGUCUGACCCCGAGAAAGUUGGUGAUGGGAUGAAUGCGUACAUGGCCUACAAAGUGACAACAAAGACCUCCAUGUCUCUGUUUAAGAGUAAUGAGUUUUCAGUAAAAAGGCGUUUCAGUGAUUUUCUGGGUCUGCACAGUAAACUGGCCUCCAAGUACCUGCACGUAGGCUACAUCGUCCCCCCUGCGCCGGAGAAAAGCAUUGUGGGGAUGACCAAGGUGAAGGUGGGGAAGGAGGACCAGUCGUCCAACGAGUUUGUGGAGAAGAGGCGGUCGGCACUGGAGAGGUAUCUGAUGAGAACAGUGAAGCAUCCAAUCCUGCUGAAGGAUCCUGACGUCCUGCUGUUUCUGGAGAGCUCAGAGUUACCGCGGGCGGUCAGCACUCAGGCUCUGAGCAGUGCCGGACUUCUCCGAAUGGUCAAUAAGGCCGCCGACGCCGUUAACAAGAUGACAAUCAAGAUGAACGAGUCAGACGCAUGGUUUGAGGAGAAGCAGCAGCAUUUUGAGAAUCUGGAUGUUCAGCUGAGGAAGCUUCAUGCCAGUGUGGAGUCUCUGGUCUGUCACAGGAAAGAGCUGUCAGUGAACACGGCGCAGUUCGCCAAGUCCGCGGCCAUGCUGGGGAACAGCGAGGACCACACCGCUCUGUCCCGAGCUCUGUCCCAGCUGGCCGAGGUGGAGGAGAAGAUCGACCAGCUGCACCAGGACCAGGCCAACGCGGACUUCUACCUCUUCUCUGAGUUACUGGGCGACUACGUCCGCCUCAUCACUGCCGUCAAGGGUGUGUUUGAUCACCGUAUGAAGACGUGGCAGAAAUGGCAGGACAGUCAGAUGCUCUUGCAAAAGAAACGAGAAGCUGAGGCCAAACUUCAGUUCACCAACAAACCAGACAAACUGCAGCAGGCCAAAGAUGAGAUCAAAGAGCUGGAGGGGAAAGUCCAGCAGGGAGAAAGAGACUUUGAACAAAUCUCCAAAACCAUACGCAAAGAAGUCAGCAGGUUUGAGAAAGAGAGAGUGAAGGACUUUAAAACGAUUAUUAUCAAAUACCUGGAGUCACUGGUUCAGACACAACAGCAGCUGAUAAAAUACUGGGAGGCCUUCUUACCUGAGGCCAAGGCCAUCUCAUAGAGUCCACAUAUUCGCAACAGACAGUCCUGACAGGCUCCGGUCAAACUACACUACCCAUAAUGCACCUGUCCUCCUGGGUCACCCUCAUCCUCCUGUUUAUGCUCAGAGUGAAGAAGAGAAGUGAGGCAGCAAAUCGGCUUGACGUGACUUUUACACUUUCUUCAUCUUUUCUUUUUUUUUUUUUUUAACCAAACAUCAGGGGAAUGGGUGAGACUAAGUAGGUGGUGUAAUCCCACUCUCUAAAAUUGUUUGAGUUUAUUUUUUCAGAUAAUGUCAUUCUGAGGAAUUGUGUCCACCCCCCUUUAGUUUGGUCUUUGGAGGUAUGAAUGCACAUUCCUGCCAUAAAAAUUAAGAAGAUGAAGAGUUAGGAAUGAUCAAAAUAAAUUGUCAGGGAAAGUUUGACAUAUUAAGUUAAAAGAUGUUUAAAUUCUGACAAAAGUAAAAUUGGUAAAGUAAAAUAAAGUGAAGUAAAAUUUAUGAGACACUAAAUGCCUUUAUCAAAAAAAAGUAUAACCCUACUCUUUCACCGAAACAGGCCAUGUAAUGACACCUGAGCAAGUUUGCUGAAGAAAGCUGUGGGAUCUGGUCACCUUAAAAUUUUGAAAAUUUUAGUACUGAUAUGGGCUAUUUAGCAUUUAUAAGCAGUAUAUAAACAACUAAAAAUGGUUAAUGACACAGUAUAAUGUAGCUGUAAGCAGAUAUAAGUGUUCAUUAUCAUUUCUUAAACAAUUUUAUUUUUACCCAGAUUUGAUCCAAAGGUCAGGAAUAACCAUUGAUGCUAAAGUUCAUCAUAAUGGUCUUGACUGACCAUGAGAAUAUUUAUGUUAGCCAUUACUGACGUUUUAUUUCUUCUAGUUUUCAUGGCAAGAAAAGCCUUCCUUACAUUCUCUCUAAAUACUACAAUACCCAUGAGCCUCUGUGGCAGUUGCUCAGAGUUGCUUAGAGUCAAAGCUGUGAAGUUAGAGUUGUAGCAUGUUUUUGAAGUUAAUAUGACGACUGCUGCAAACCUCCAACUUCACACCACCAUUUCCAAGCAACAGAAUCUAAAGCUCUCUGAUUGGAUGUUUUUCUGAAGUGUUCUCUGGGAAUUGUUGUCGACUUCUCUCCUAAUCACAGUCUGGAAUUGAUUUGAGUCAAGCAGAUUUCAUUAUAAUAAUUAAAAUAAUAAUCCAUUUCAUUAUUGUAUUUUUUCUGUCACCCAGCACUAUCAGUUGUUAGUGCUAGCAGCUUUUUUCUUCUUUUCUUUUUUUUUAGAACAGAACAGCAGGUAAAUAUGGAAACUUUUGUCCACCAAAACCCCCAAAACAAACAAUCAGACGCUGUGGUUUUAUUUUUAAUGUUUGGAACAUGAGCUGUGAAACUGAUCCGGAGUCAGUGAUGAAGGCAUAUUUUGUGUCUUGUACUUCCCGUCAUCUGUUCAGUCCCCUCACUUCCCUUCAUGCCUUUCCAAACAAAAGCCCUUAUUUUUGUUGCUGCAUGAUCGUAAAGUGAAGGCAACGUUUUCUCUUUCUGCCCUUUUUGAGCUAAUGAGAGCAAAGAAGGAACACUGUCACUUUCUGGUUCUGUUCACUGCUGCUGCCUGAUGAAAACGUAGAAAAAGCAAAUUUUCUCUCUUCUACUUGAAAAAUCUUGAUUUAAUACCCAUAGUUCAUAACUCUGCUAAUUAAUGUAUCCUAGGGUGGUGAAUUUCCCUAGACGCACUGACCCCAUCUUCACUUUAAUUAAUCUGUAUCCUGGGUAUUUAGAAAGUAUUCACAUUGAAGAAAAUCAAAUCAAAUGCAGGUGUUUGAUUUAAGCACCAAAACUAAUGCUGAAAGUCAUCAGAGAUGCAUUUAGUAUUAUUAUUUUAAAGUUGGGCUAAAUUUGUUUAAAAAUAAGCAUAUUUUAAAAUCCUCCAUAACAUAACAUUUAUAGUUAAAACUGAAAUAUAGUCCUUUAAAUGCUGACAGUUGUGACCGCUCUGUUUAUACGGUCUUUCGACCUUAUAUCCCCAAAUAAGUCCUUACUUGCAAAAUCUUCCUUUCACAGUUUUUAACUGCAAAUAUCUUAAAAGUCAGAAUGUGGAAAAUGUACACUGCAUAACACUGUCCACAUUGCAACAGUGGACCUGUGACCUCAGUUUAUUUCAACAAAACAAUUUAUUUUUUUUAUUUUUUUUCUUCUCUAGCAUUAAAUGGGGCCUUAAGGGGCCAAAAUGGCCUUGUUGUGGUUCCAAAUCUGGUUUGGGAAACAGCUCUGUGUUCGAGGAAAAGUCCUCACUGAUUACUUGGUGCUUUAGUCCAAACUAGAAGAAUCAAACCAAAACUAGAGGAAGAAUAAAGAAAAAUUUCAAUCAUAAUGGUUUUCUAUCGUAAAUUACAAAUAAGCAGCAGAUCAGGAGUCUGAAACCCUGCAGUCUGAACAGAACCUUGGUGUUUUUCUUCCUCCUGUUCCUUUUCCUCAACGAGGAGACUUAAGAUGUUUUCACUUUUGGUUUAAUACAUUUAACAGGAUCAAAUGGCUUGUUAGCGUCUUUAGCAUUUUUAGUUUCAAUAGCUUGUGACGCUAACUAGCUGUUUUCACUGCACAUGAAGGAUUUCCCGUUGAAGGAAACUGAAGUUGAGCCAAAAUUCAGAGUGUUUGUAGUUUCAGGUGUGGAGGAAGUGAGGGAGUGUCAGGUGACAGUGUGUGUGUCCGUCCAGAGAGCAGCCUCAGACUGAGGACUGUUUUUCUGGCUGUUUCUCUUCCUAUUGAUCAGUGUGAGGGCUGCAGUUAUACAUAUUUAACUGCAAAUUCUACAGAAUCUGUUCUUGAUUUUAUUUUGUUGAAUUUAAAGCACACUUCAUUAUCAGAAUAACAUUAAAACUGGAAAUAUAUAAAACAUGUUUUCAAGCCCUCAUCGCCAUUACUCCUCAAUCUCGAAUCAUACAGCACUAUGUUGAUUGCUACCUUUUUGUAUGUUAUGCAAUGUUUUUUUUGCCGCCUAAUGAUGUGCAAUGGUUGAGAAUUUUUUGUUUUUAUUUUCACAGAUGAUGAAAUGCUUCAUCUGAGCAAACUUUUUUUUAACUCUGUUUUGACGUGACAUUCCUGCAGUGCAGCAGAGCAGACUUUAAUUACAAUAAAGGAAUGUAUCCAUUGGA
Messenger RNA from Micropterus dolomieu (smallmouth bass), 4785 nucleotides. It is a transcript of the gene snx2, whose product is annotated as sorting nexin 2. The transcript is spliced from 15 exons. Lineage: Eukaryota; Metazoa; Chordata; Actinopteri; Centrarchiformes; Centrarchidae. The coding region runs from base 131 to 1666 and encodes 511 amino acids. Gene Ontology annotation, biological process: early endosome to Golgi transport. Gene Ontology annotation, molecular function: phosphatidylinositol binding. The record is from RefSeq and is a predicted model, not a curated record. Gene Ontology annotation, cellular component: endosome membrane; endosome.